AUGUCUUUCCUUCAUGGUGUUCUUGAGAGUGUUAAGGAUGAUGAGAGUGUGAAGCAUUAUUAUUCCACUGCUGAAAUGGACAAAAUACUUGAGAAAAUAAAGAAUUCUAUGCAUCAAAAAGGUGCGCUGCGGGAGUGGGACGAUGGAGUCUGGACAAGAACUACGGCACUUAAUAACGCACUUAAUAGCUUACAGACUAACAUAUUUAAUGAUAUUGAUACUUCACUUAGAGCACUUAGUCGUUGUGGGCCUGCUGAUGUUGCUCGCAAUUUGCAUCGAUGCAUCCGGAAUGCUGAAAGGCUUCCUGAGGCAGUUAGCUCGGCAUACACAAAACAUGGUGAAUUAGAUCGUGAGCUUCGUAAGAAGCUUCUGGACCACCUACGCAAAAUAGAAAUACAAGUUACGUCUUUUGUUAGUGCGGCCAGUAACGGUGAGUUAAAGGAGGUGGUGGAGAGGGCAAAAAUCGCACUCGGCACCAUGAGAAAAAAUGUGGAUGACAGCGUUCGGACGCGUAUUGCGCAGCUUCAGCAUGACUUGGAAGAGGCCUUUAGAACCACAAUCAAAGAGCCGAUUGAGUAUGUUGCUAAGGCUUUAGAAAGGGUGAACAGUGAUCUAUGGAAGUGGAUGUCGGAGGCCCACAGUGUCAUUACGAAGGCAGACGAAAAAGCGAGAGAGGUGUACGGGAGAUUGAAUGAUAGAAAGUAUGAUGAUGGAAAAAAAGUAAUCGAAAAAACGGAGCUUUGUAGAAAACUCGAACAAAUUAGCACAGCCAAAGAGAAAAUUGAUAUUGCAAAUGGCCAACUUGAAGCUAAGGUUUUGGCAUUAGAUGGUUGGAUUAGCACGGAGCAUGGGACUAUUGAGGGUGCGCUGGGGAAAAUCGCGGUAAUUAUGAAAGAAGUGGACGGGCCUGCGACGAAGAAGGCUGCGAUUAUUGACGAGGCCAACAAGUUGUACGGUCAUGCUACCAGUCUCCUGGAAGCAUCUGUAACGGCCAAAACGCGAGUAACGGUUGCUGUGCAGGAAGCUGUUCGGACAUUAGAAGGUUUGAAUGCUAAAGUUAGUGAGGCGUUGGAGGCUUUUAAAAAAGAAAUGAAUCCAAUUAUUAGUGGAUGCUUAAGCAGUUUGGAAAAUGUAAGGUUUGCCAGUAAUAAGGUAACCAACCUUGGCAGUUUGCCCCAAAGCGGCCUUGUUGCACAGUGGCUUCAAAAUAUCCAAACGGAAGGCGGUGCUCUACGUGCUUUUGAUUCCCUUCAUUAUGAUGGUUCCACGGUUUUAACAGAGAUAUUUAACGUACUUAAAGCAGAUUUAAGGGUUGGUACUAUAAAGAGCAAUCGUAUAAAAUUCUUCAAGGCGUUGGAUGAAGAUAUGCAAAAUGCAAUUAAGGACAUUACAGAUCUUACAAAUCCCAAUGACCCUAUGAAGCCUGUCCGUGAUCAGCUGAAAGGUGACAACGGAAGCAACCUUCAUAAGGCAGUGAGUGAUAUAACACAAAACGUUAAAGAACUUACUGAGUCAACAAAGAAAGAUGCACUAACUAUUGAAAUCUUCGGCUGUUUCGACAAAGUUCGAAAUACGUUAGAUAGUUUGUGCAGUGAAGUUAAAACGCAGGCCGGUGACUCAAGUGGUCUGCAAAAAGAAUUGGCUGGGUUGCAAACUAGGAUAGGCAAAAAUACGAAAGAUGAUACGUGCCUCGGUGGAAUUCAAAAAAAACUCUGUGAGCUGCAUAAGGAUGAGUUGUCUCCCCAACCUGAGCUUAUCACCUUAGCUUUAUCAAGCAUUCAGAAGGAGCUGGGAGAGCUCCAAGAGGUCUUGAGCACUGACGUCAUCAAAGCUCUUGAUGACUUGCUAAAUAAGGGUAUUUUACGUGACCAGAAAUGGAAGCAAACCUUUGGUCUUGACAACAUCCAUAACGAGAUUGCUGGUAUCCUGUAUACAAACCCUGUCAACCUAACGGCAAUAAUCGCCCAAGCCAACACCUUUCUGACCCAGACAAUCCCGCAGCAGGCAGCCAUAGCCCUUGAAGGAAUAAAAAACUAUGUCGCCCAGGAAGUUGAAAGCACAACUAAGGCCAUUCAGUCCAAGGCAAAGGAAGAUUACUACAAUAAGAUUAACAAAAUGUUCAACGAUAUGAAAUCAUGCGUUUCCAACUACAUCGCAGAAAUUGAAGCCAUGUUCGAUAGAGAUUUAUCAACGGGCGUCAAAUAUUUAAUGAGGCACUUAAGAGGCAAAGUAGAUGGUCAGGCAGAUCAACAACCUCCGCCUCAACCAAAUUCCAGUCUGCUUGAUGGGCUAAGAACUGCUGUGGGUGAUGAAAAUCCGCAACAUUGGGAUAAAGUUAAAAAGUUGGUGGAUGCAUUCAAAAGCUACGUGGACCCCAUUUUUGAUUUCAUCGAAGACCAAUUUAAAUCGCCUUCAUUUUUCCUGCCUAAUGUUCCCGGUAAAAAGUCUACUGAUGAGUCUGACCGAAUUUUCACCAUCCACUCCGCCCUGCAAUCCCUCCUCUCCCACGUGUCCGACAAAAAACACUUCACCCACGAGGUACCCGGAAUGCUCGCGCAACUCAAGACGUCCGUCCAAGCACUCACCUCCACAAAGUUCGCCAGCCCCGCGUACCCCGUGCUCGACGCUUUCCCCAAGAGCCUGGUAAAGUUCGUCGAGCAGCUGGAGAAGGGGUAUGUUAAUAGGUAUGAGGGGCAUCCUGAUACAGAAGAGUGGAAAGAAUUUAUUAAAGCUCCAGCACAAUCUCCCCCUGACAAAUAUGUUUUGACUUCUUAUGGUACGAAUUUGUCGAAGGUUUUGCUCACGUUAAUGGAGGGGCUGCAAAAAUAUAUCACUGAUUUGAGACGAGAAUGUAAUAGUGGUGGUAAGUGGUCAAAGCAUACAAUCAAUUCACGUACUGAACUCGGCCGCUGGUUAAAGGACCGUGGUUUCAGCGUGUCCAAGUCCGACAAGCAAGAAGGUGAGCUGGACAGCACUAAGAAUGGCUGGAAAAUUUAUGGACUCCUAUGCGGCACGGUAGGGGCGAAAAAAGUCUUCGCAUUAGAUCCUACCAAUGGUAAUGAUUACAGCUUAGUUGAGAGACUUCGACAACUUUUCCGCAAGUACUACGCCGUUUGCCAGCAUAUUCAUAUUGAUAAGCCAAGAUCCCCGAGUAAUAUCUACCAAAUGCUUUGCUGGCUCUCUGGGUUUUACUUUAAUCCGAUGUAUAAUAAAAUGGAGGGGCAAUUUAAGACACUGUUCCCUAAACCUGAUGGACAGCAGGAAACAGAUUACAGGGACAUUGAAGCCAGCAAAUUGACACUUCCUGCAACCACACCUUUUACAGCUCACAGCGUAGUUGAGAAACUCGGACAAGUGUGCUUACACUCGCAACUUGUAUUAGUCGCCAUCCUCGGUCACGGCGACGCCGACGGGCGAUACGCUAUCGAUUUCAGUACUAACCCAGAUAACUUAAAUUAUCCUAAUAACUCCGAUGCGUGCUUUGAUAUGCUUACAGAUAUAUUAUAUAGAGUGUGUCACCAGUGUUCGUUCCUUUACGUUCAAUGCGGACGUCCAUAUAAUGCUGUCUCGUGGCUUGAUUGCUGGUAUGGGAAAGGAGUCGGCGGUUCAUCGUGGAACUGCAAUGACCUUAAAUGCCCUAACCAAACAUGUAGCCUGAGCGGUAACCAAACAGUUAAGCAAAGUGCUGGCCAAAAGGGUAACCAAAAUGCCGACCAAAGGUGUAACCAGCAUCCUACUUGCGGCCUCAAGUCACCCUUACAGUCUUUCUUAGAAGAUGGACUGCAAGGCUUCUUGCCGCACACAUUUAAAACGCCAGGUUGUAAGCUAGAAUGCUCGCUCAACAACCAUAACGGCCUUCCCUGCAAGACGCCCAUGGGCUUUGCAGAUAUUGGCGUUACCGCAUCGCAAUCAUCUAAAGGCAAACGCAUUAAGGAAUUGCUUGAACGUUUUUGUGGUACCAAGUCUUCUCCCCUCAAUGCUCUAUGCUCUUACAUCAGAUGUCUUCUGCAAAAGCCACCGCAGACUCUCGAUGAUAUGUUCGCAUUUUAUUACCACUUCCUCUAUAGAUGGAAUGACAGUGGUACGCAUAGGAAGGGUGCAUUCGAGGAAGCUGUCAAGAAAGCCAAUUUCGAAAACCAAGAAACACAAUUGGACAUUACUGCAAUGUUCAAGAGCACUAAUCAUAUGUUAGACAAGGAGUCUAGCCAUGCCCAUGAGAUUGCUCGAUGA
This is a messenger RNA of Babesia ovata, 4230 nucleotides long. RefSeq lists its product as uncharacterized. Lineage: Eukaryota; Apicomplexa; Aconoidasida; Piroplasmida; Babesiidae. The coding region runs from base 1 to 4230 and encodes 1409 amino acids. The record is from RefSeq and is a predicted model, not a curated record. The transcript has 3 exons.